AGGCGCUGAAGCGCGGUUGAGUUGAGAGAGGUCGGAAGCCAAAUAAUAAGAUACCUAACAUUCUCGAGCUACCUUCGUUUGAAUUGAAUCGCGUGGGAAUUUAGAGUCUACCUUCUCAGAACUCAGAAGAAGAGAAUACAAGAGAUGGCAGCAACUUCAUUGUGUUCAUCGACGCUCCAAUCUCAAGUCAAUGGAUUGGCUGGUGGACUCAAGCUUCAAAAGACUUCUCUCUUCCAGCCUCGUUCUGUCACUUUCUACAGGAGGAAGCUGACUACUACAGUGAAGGCUAUGUCUCGUGUUGACAAGUUUUCUAAAAGUGACAUCAUUGUUUCUCCUUCCAUUCUUUCUGCUAACUUUGCAAAGUUGGGAGAGCAGGUAAAGGCUGUGGAAUUGGCAGGCUGUGAUUGGAUCCACGUGGACGUGAUGGAUGGACGUUUUGUACCAAAUAUUACAAUUGGGCCUCUUGUGGUUGAUGCUCUGCGCCCUGUGACAGACCUCCCAUUGGAUGUGCACUUGAUGAUUGUAGAGCCUGAACAGCGAGUCCCAGAUUUUAUCAAGGCAGGAGCUGACAUAGUUAGUGUUCAUUGUGAGCAAUCUUCCACCAUCCAUUUGCAUCGUACAGUUAAUCAAGUGAAAGGCUUGGGAGCCAAAGCUGGAGUUGUCCUAAACCCUGCUACUCCAUUAAGUGCAAUCGAAUAUGUAAUUGACGUGGUUGAUUUGGUCUUGAUUAUGUCUGUCAACCCCGGGUUUGGUGGCCAGAGUUUUAUAGAGAGUCAAGUAAAGAAAAUUUCUGAUUUGAGGAGACUUUGUGCGGAAAAGGGAGUGAAUCCAUGGAUUGAAGUGGACGGUGGAGUUGGUCCAGCAAAUGCUUACAAGGUGAUUGAGGCUGGAGCUAAUGCUCUGGUUGCUGGUUCUGCUGUGUUUGGAGCUAAAGAUUAUGCUGAAGCAAUAAGAGGAAUCAAAACCAGCAGAAGGCCCGAAGCAGUUGCUGUAUAAUGUACUUCCCGAGGAUGCUGUUAAUUUGCCUGUAAUACAAUAUCCAUGAAUAAGCAGCCAUAUUAGACAUCGCGUUGUCUGGCUUGCCGUCACCAAUUGCUACCGCUUGUCGUGAAUGCACUAUAUGAACCCGGUCUAAGGCUGCUGCUGAGAAGCGUAGUUUGUGUAGAAUGUUUUUGGUGGGUCGGAACUGACUCUGUACAAGUUGGAUCACUGUAACCUCUCAUGUUACAACUUGUAAAGCAAUUAUGCAUUGUGACCGUACAGGGAUGGUUGUAUUCAUGAGAUGAUUUCUCUCAGUUGACACUUGUUACCACUUUUCUUCA
Prosopis cineraria is the source of this 1322-nucleotide messenger RNA. RefSeq names its product ribulose-phosphate 3-epimerase, chloroplastic. Bases 145 to 996 code for a protein of 283 amino acids. Gene Ontology annotation, cellular component: cytosol. Gene Ontology annotation, molecular function: metal ion binding; D-ribulose-phosphate 3-epimerase activity. Gene Ontology annotation, biological process: carbohydrate metabolic process; pentose-phosphate shunt, non-oxidative branch; pentose-phosphate shunt. The transcript is spliced from 10 exons. Lineage: Eukaryota; Viridiplantae; Streptophyta; Magnoliopsida; Fabales; Fabaceae. The record is from RefSeq and is a predicted model, not a curated record.